CCCAUAUCUUUUCAUAUAGUCACUUCUUUAAAAAUAAGAUUGGCGAUGGAUAAGAAAAGUGGUGGAACUAAAGCAAUAGAAGAAGCAACCGUUCCACUGUUGGAAUGUCAUAAUGCGGCAGAGGAAGGCGGAGGAAUGAAGAGAGAAAUAUGGAUAGAGACUAAGAAGAUAUGGUAUAUUGUUGGACCGUCGAUAUUUACUGGACUCGCUACUUACUCGAUCCUCAUCAUUACUCAAGCCUUCGCUGGCCACCUUGGUGAUCUUGAACUCGCUGCCAUCUCCAUUAUCAACAACUUCACACUCGGCUUCAACUACGGUUUACUCCUUGGGAUGGCGAGUGCGUUAGAAACGUUAUGCGGUCAAGCGUUCGGGGCAAGGGAAUAUUACAUGUUGGGAGUGUAUAUGCAACGAUAUUGGAUCAUUCUAUUCUUAUGUUGCAUCUUGCUUCUUCCUAUGUACUUAUUCGCGACGCCAAUUCUUAAGUUUAUUGGUCAGAGUGACGACAUUGCCGAGCUUACAGGGACCAUUGCCCUUUGGGUCAUCCCCGUCCACUUCGCCUUUGCCUUCUUUUUCCCUCUCAACCGAUUCCUACAAUGUCAGCUCAAGAACAAGGUGAUUGCAAUUUCAGCUGGAGUGUCACUUGCGGUUCAUAUUCUCGUGUGUUGGUUCUUCGUCUAUGGUUAUAAACUCGGAAUCAUAGGGACUAUGGCUAGUGUGAACGUGCCAUGGUGGUUGAACAUCUUCAUCUUAUUUUUGUACAGCACACGUGGUGGUUGUACACUCACUUGGACCGGCUUCUCCUCAGAAGCUUUCACCGGACUUUUAGAAUUAACAAAACUCUCUGCCUCUUCCGGAAUCAUGCUUUGCUUAGAGAAUUGGUACUAUAAAAUACUAAUGCUGAUGACCGGGAACCUAGUAAAUGCGAAAAUUGCUGUGGACUCCUUAUCAAUAUGCAUGUCGGUAAAUGGUUGGGAGAUGAUGAUUCCACUUGCCUUCUUCGCGGGAACCGGAGUUCGAGUGGCAAACGAACUAGGAGCUGGUAAUGGCAAAGGGGCAAGAUUUGCAACGAUUGUUUCAAUCACACUAUCGUUAAUGAUUGGAUUAUUCUUCACAGUCAUCAUUGUAAUUUUUCACGACCAAAUCGGCUCGAUCUUUUCGUCAAGUGAAGCUGUCCUAAACGCAGUCGAUAAUCUUUCUGUUCUCUUAGCCUUCACGGUUCUUCUCAAUAGUGUGCAACCAGUUCUUUCCGGUGUUGCUGUUGGUUCGGGUUGGCAAUCGUACGUGGCAUAUAUUAAUUUGGGAUGUUACUACCUUAUCGGGCUUCCGUUUGGGCUUACUAUGGGCUGGAUUUUCAAAUUUGGAGUCAAGGGAAUAUGGGCCGGUAUGAUAUUUGGAGGAACCGCAAUUCAAACGUUGAUAUUGAUUAUCAUCACUACAAGAUGUGACUGGGACAAUGAGGCACAUAAAUCAAGUGUGCGCAUUAAAAAAUGGUUGGUCUCGGACGCAGGAAACUGAAGAUGCUAUUUUAGUUGUCAAAUAAAAUUAUUUUGGAGCAUCCGUUUCGUAAAUCUAAAUCCUAUUUAUUGCAUAAAACACAUAGCUUAUGGUUUCAAUAUCACAUGAUUAGUUGAUUGAAAUGGGCUAAACCGGAGGAGGGAUUGAUUUGCUUUCUUUAUAAAUAACAGAAAAAAUAAUUAUGC
Arabidopsis thaliana (thale cress) is the source of this 1700-nucleotide messenger RNA. RefSeq names its product MATE efflux family protein. Bases 46 to 1515 code for a protein of 489 amino acids. Gene Ontology annotation, cellular component: membrane. Gene Ontology annotation, biological process: transmembrane transport; xenobiotic detoxification by transmembrane export across the plasma membrane. NCBI's taxonomy places the organism in Eukaryota, Viridiplantae, Streptophyta, Magnoliopsida, Brassicales, Brassicaceae. Gene Ontology annotation, molecular function: antiporter activity; xenobiotic transmembrane transporter activity. The transcript is spliced from 9 exons. The record is from RefSeq and is marked reviewed.